Molecule: messenger RNA, 4654 nt
Organism: Chroicocephalus ridibundus (black-headed gull)
Lineage: Eukaryota; Metazoa; Chordata; Aves; Charadriiformes; Laridae
Gene: SLC67A2
Product: major facilitator superfamily domain containing 9
Exons: 6
Coding region: 108-1532 (474 amino acids)
Biological process (GO): transmembrane transport
Cellular component (GO): membrane
Molecular function (GO): transmembrane transporter activity
Source: RefSeq, a predicted model, not a curated record
CGAAGAACACACUCGCCGACACCAACAAAACACCAGGAUCUCCCCUCAUCCCCUACCCUCUCUCCCUGCCCCGCCGCCAUGUUCACGCCGCCCCGCCCGCACUGCGCAUGCCCAGCGGCAGCGGCGCCGGCGCCGCCACGGGGCGCGGGCCCACGGCCGCCGCCGGCCGGAUGGAGGAGGUGGAGGAUGGAAGCCGGGGAGCAGCGGGGAGGCCGGCGUCGGCGGCGUCCACCCGCUUCGUGCGCUGCCUCUACGCGGUGGGCUUCCUGGAUUUAUUUGGUGUGAGCAUGGUUGUUCCUUUAAUGAACCUUCAUAUCAAAUCUCUAGGAGCAAGUCAUACAGUUGCCGGAAUAAUAGGAUCUCUCUACGGUAUAAUGCAACUGUUUUCCAGCACAUUUGUUGGCUGCUGGAGUGAUAUAGUAGGAAGACGGUGUUCCCUGCUUGCUUGUAUUCUUCUCAGUGCACUGGGUUACUUCCUACUUGGAACAUCCACCACUGUCUUCCUGUUUGCCCUUUCUAGAGUCCCUGUAGGUAUUUUCAAACACACACUCUCCAUCUCUAAAGCCCUGCUUUCUGACUUGGUUUCUGAGAGAGACCGCCCUUUAGUAAUGGGACGCUUCAAUGCAGCCUCUAGUGUGGGCUUCAUUCUGGGGCCUGUUGUUGGUGGCUACCUUACAGAGUUGGAAGAUGGCUUUUAUCUAACGUCUUUCAUCUGUGCUUCUAUCUUCCUUCUGAAUGCUGGUCUUGUCUGGAUGUUACCCUGGAGUGAAGAAAACGCUGGCAAUAGGGAACGUCAACAAGGCAACAAAGGAACCGACAGUUUCUCAGCAAAAACAAAUCGUGACCUGCACUCCAAAUCAGCAACUAAUGGAGCUGUGACAAGCGGUAGUCUUUUUUGGUCUCCGUGGGUCCAAGUUGCAACAGUGAUGAAGAGGAUUAAAGGAAUCGCGUGCUCUGAUCUGUGGGAUAUAUUUUUAGUGCGAUUGCUGAUGUCUGUUGCUAUACUGCUGUACUACAGCAAUUUUAGUCUGGCCUUGGAUGAGAGAUUUGGGGUGAAACCCUUGUUUGCUGGAUACCUAAUGAGUUAUAGCAGCGCACUUGGAGUUCUGGCUGGUUGUCUGCUCGGACCAAUAACGAGACUGUAUCAGCACAACACUUACAGAAUUUUGUUGCACUCCAGCACUCUUACCUGCACAUUGAUUCUCCUGUACGCGUCAGCGCUGAGCAUAUGGAUGGUCGUUUUGUCUUCCACAUUCUUAGCCUUUUCAACUACUAUAGGUCGUACUUGUAUCAUCGAUCUUGAAUUGACCAUUGGUGGGAAUGAGGCCAGUGGUACGCUCCUAGGUGUUGGACAGUCUGUGACAUCAGUGGGACGUAUAGUUGCCCCACUGCUUUCUGGAGUUGCUCAGGAGUUCAGUCCUUGUGGCCCUCCAAGUCUAGGGGUUGGACUAGCUUUAGUAGCUAUUCUGAUAAUGAAUGCCAACAAACAAAAAUAUUGUAGCCAUGGAAAUGUUAAGUUAAAAAAUCAAUAGCUGCAAAUUUGGAUUGCAUCGACUUAUCUUACAGGAGAGGCAAAGUGAAUCAGCCUGGGGUGAUGCUGCCAGACUUGUACAAUGGUAACAGGAUCUUUUAAGAGGGCACAUUCUGUUCACUUGGAGGCAAGUACAUAUAAAUAUUUCUGAUGCAGGGAUGUUAACUCUAGACAAAUGUUGCUCUAACUGGUACCACUAAAACACUGGUGAGAGGGGCAGCUGUUGCUGUAUUGUACUGCCUGGGAUGUUUUUACGGAUUUUUAACCUUCUUGGAGGGGAAAAAAAGAAUGCCAUGAAAUACACAAAUCCUGGUUGUAGGUCACAUUUGAAACAGUGUUUAGAUUGAUAGAUUGCUAAAAGACAGAAAUUGAUUCUUAUUAUUUAAUCAGAAGUGAAUUUUUAUUAUUUAAUCAGAAAGAGAAUUUGCAAUAUAGCUCGUUAGCCUUAAUUUCUUAUGCUGCGGUCUGCUGCCAUUUGUCUGCUGUGACAGUAGCUUAAUUAACAAGGUGUUUGCUUAUGUGAUUUUGUUAAGCAUACUUUGUCUACAAAACUUGCUGCAUAGCAUGAUUAGGCACCUCAGGGUAGCCAUCCGACCCCUGCUGAUUCCUGGUCUUUCCCAGGUAACGGAAUUGAGUAUAUGCUAAUUUCAUAUAUUAGGAGGCCUAAAAUGGGACAAUUUUAGAAUAAUAUGGGGUGAUUCAGACUGAAACUGAGACUGAACGUAAGCUUUAUUGAAACGAACCGGUGGUUUCUGUUUAGUAAUAACUUCUACUGAGCAACUUUGUCAUAAAUUAUUUGUUAAUAUUUCCUGUGCAAUUUUUCUACAUUUUAAGAAUAAAUUUGUUUCUUAAUUCUUUUGAAUGACUGUUAAAGGUGUGCUGGAGCAACUGGCAGUAGUUCAUGAAUCUGGAUUAAUGCAUAAGUGACAUUUCAGUGGCAAGAGAAAAGCUGUUUAUUUGUUGGUAUUUUAGUCUUCAUUUGUCUGCACUGCUUAACUAAGGAGAGGUUACGUACUCUCAGAGCUAUACUGAGAGUAGUAGCACCCUCCUGCACUAUUUACUGUUCACGCUCAUAUUACUCGCCAGUCACCGCUGUUUGCAUUUCAUUUGACACAUAUGAAAAACGUAUUUUGCACUCAUAAUGUUCCAUAUGCUUUUCCUGGUAUUACUUGAUGAAAGUACAAAGUCAACAAUGUAUAAUUGUUGGUGAUUUUUCUUUUUUUUUUUUUUUAUUAAAAACAGUGUAGUUAUCUCCUUGAAUGCAUCCGUGCAAAUUGUGUCGCUGCUUCAGGAGAGUUAUAGAUAUGUUUUGCAUUUUUCAUUUUUAUUUUCUUCUUUUCCUUUCCCAGUGCCUGGUAUCGUUUAAAUCCUUCUUGAAACCUCAGUGAUUCCAGCGGCAGCGCGAUGGGAAUAUGUAUGGAACUCUGAGGUGUUUUAAUUUUAUAUAUUCACAUAAUGAGUGUGUGUCUUAUUACUGCUAUGAUUUCAGUACAGAUCCUCAGAGUUCCUUAUUGUAAUAAUUUGUGUUUCAUUUCUCCCUAGGAACUUGAGGCAUUUUCAAGUGUCUUAUCUCCCCUUGUCUUACUUGGUAGAUUCCCCAAAACAUUCUUGCCCUAAAUUUCUGAUUUUCUUUCUUUCCAUCUUUCAAUUUAUUUUUUUUUUACCUAAAAACAUCCUUCUGUAACUUUUUGCAACUAUAGCAAGGUGUGAAGGAAAAGGGUAGAAAAAAACCCUCAAAAAUUAAUAUAUAUAAAAGAUUGAGUAAUUUUCCAAUACUUGUUGAUUAUAUCAGGUAACAUAACACUUACCCUUCUAAGUUGCCGCACUGAUUAAAGCUGAAUUCUGUAAACACCAUAAAAUUCAGUUUAUACUAACAUCUACAGCUGCCUGAAUAUUAUAUAAAAACUUCAAAAUUUCAGUGUUUUGUUUAUACACAAGUGAAAAAUGUGAUUUCCAGCGGCAGCAAAUAUUUUUGCUUUAUUUUGAAAAACAGUUCUCCAUAUAAGCUAAAUAACAAUGAAAUUAAAUAAGCAAAUUGAGAAAUCUGUGGAAGGCUGUGGUCUCAGGGCCAUGUUGCAACUGAUGUUACAGAAGAAAGGUAUUUUACUUGUAGGCCAAAAUGAUGUCUGAAGUGUUCCAGAAACAUUUCUUCUUUAUAAAGCCUCAUUUAAAGAGAAGUUGCACUAUUUUUUUUUUUAAAGGAAUAGAAAUAAAAUGAAGUGACAUUCCAUAUCUACAAUUUUGUCACUGUGUUUUUUUCCCCUCUUCCUCUGGUGAAACUACAGCACAAAAUAGAGGUGUUCAAGUCAAUAUGAAGUGCAGAUGAUUUUGGUUUGGUUUUGUUGUGGUUUUUUUCUUGAACCCGUUCCUUAAAAUGAUGAUUUGAAUCUGACUACUAUUUUUCAUCUAAAAGGCACAGGAGCCAAGGAUUCAAGCAUGAAGUGGCUCGACAGUGAAUGAAAAAGAAGAAAUCAAAGAAAAUAGAGAACUUGCCAGUUUUGAGAUAAAGUGCACGGUGCCUGGAGACCAUGUUUGCAUCCCUUUUGUUGCCUCUUAGUCGCCAUAACCCUGCGAGUUCAGAGAGUGAUGAGUAAAUGACAUCCCUGGAGAUGAGGACAUCCCUUUUAAGUUGAGGGAGGAGCAGUUGCAGCUAUUUUUGGCUACAGUCUAGUGGCCUUUACUGAAUUAACUUAGCAGUUCCUUGAAUCCACUUGUGGUGUGUGAGACAGUAACAAAACAGGGAUCUGAAUAUGGACUAAAGAAAAAAUGUUUCUACCUGCAAAUCACUGCAAAUUAAAAUUUUUCUCUUGCUUGCUGCUACUUUAGUUUUGGGUUGAUUUUCUUGGGCUUGUAGGCAGGGCUGGGGUUUUUUGCUUUUUAUGUUUUGAAAAUGUCACUUUUUUUAACAGUAACUACUUUUCUGACCUUUAUGAUCAGCUGACGUUGAAGAGGCUGUGUAUACAACGUAGUAAUUUAUUUCUGUAAAGCAGCUGGUGGCAUAUGAUAUGUACUGAUUUUAUUGCUUUUAAAUGACGAAGCGAAUGUUAAGAUUUAUUCCAUGUUGGUGUCCGCUGCAUACAUUUGAAGAGAAACUUUAUAAACAUACCAGUUCUGCAGAUUUCA